AACAACAAUAAAACAACACCCACGUCGGUUCACGAUCUGUGAGGGGAUUAAAAGCUGUUCAUGCUGCAGUAAAUGGUGUGUUUUUCGAACUGCAAGUACAUCCAUUGUAGUAUUUAUCAGGAGAAGAAGCAAGCAAGAGGAAUUACUCCAGGAGAAACUACUGACAUACUAUUGAAAAGAUGGAGUUUAAAGAAGAACCCUGCAGAAUAAAAGAUGAAGAUACAGAGGAACAACUAGACGCAAUGGAAGUGAAUGAAGACAAUCAGCAUAAUUUUGCAAAUGAAGAUGAAAACAUCAUUUCACAGACUGAAAAGAAUUUGGCACAGAAAAGUGCUCUAAAAACUGAUGAAAAAGAUUCUUUCACUUGUUCUGAGUGUGGAAAGAGUUUAAACAAUAAAUCAAACCUAACGAGACACAUGAGAUUUCACACUGGAAAAAGACCUUAUACAUGUACUGAGUGUGGAAAGAGUUUUGUUCUUAAAGGACACUUGAAGAGACACCUACUAGUUCACACUGGAGAAAAACCGUUUACAUGCACUCAGUGUGGAAAAAGUUUCGCAUCCAAAACCUCUCUCACCACUCAUCUGCACUCUCACACUGGAGUGAGAUCAUUCGGCUGUGUUCAGUGUGAUAAAACAUUUGUUUUUGACCAAAACUUAAGAGAACACCUUAAAGUUCAUGAUAGUGUGAAGGCUCAUGUUUGCUCUUUUUGUGGAAAAGGUUUUUCACUACUGAAAAAUUUACAAGUUCACCAGAGUAUUCAUACUGGUGUGAGACCUUAUAUGUGCUUUGACUGUGGAAAGAGCUUUAAUACAUUAAGCAACUUAAAAAGACACCGAAGAAUUCAUACUGGAGAGAAACCGUUCAAGUGCUCACUCUGUGGUAAGAGUUUCUCUCAUUCAUCGUCCUUGAAAGCUCACGAGAGUGUUCAUACUGGAGAGAAGCCGCACCAGUGCUUUUCAUGUGGGAAGAGUUUCACCUGUUCUUCUAAUCUACUGACUCAUAAGAAGAAGCAUUGUUGUGUGAGCAAAAGCACUUGUGAAACAAUGGUGCCGUCAGUCCAUUAAAACUAUGUUAAUGUUAAUGAGUUCAACGAUGUUAGAAACUCACAUUUAAAGUGUACAGUAGAUGUUAAUAUAUUGAAUUCUGUCAAGUUUGGUCUCGGGGUAGUUUAUGGUUGAAUGGGUUUUUAUUAAUAUACUGCAGGGCUAUUCAAUUGGCGGCCUGCGGGCCAAGUGCGGCCCGCCAAUCAUUUUCAUACGGCCCGAGGACAUCCCAACCUCCCUCCUAUUUUCUGGUGGUGGGGCUAAAUUUGGUUAGAUAUGCGCGUGGCCGCAGGGACGCCUGCAGCUGGACGACUAUACACACUGUGUGUGUACCAUGAGGCAUGAGCGCUCCAACUGACCUGAGAGAAAUGUUUUCAGUCCGAAUAUUUAAGCAGUAAUUAUGUGUGUCCCGUAUUUCUGUUGACUAAACCAGCGAUAUUAAUCAUUCGUUGGUUCGAUUAUUUCCUUUCCAUGAAUUGGCCAAACGCGCUUGCAUAACGGUCUGAAACGAUUUGGAUUCGUUCGGACCGUUCUGUCACUGAAUCAUCUGAAGCGGUUUCUCGGUCAGUAACAACACAUAGAGAACAAAAUAGCGCUGGUUUAGUUGUUUCUCUAGUUUACUUUGAACUAGGCAGCACGGCCUAGCGGAUAAUGAAACGCAAAGCUUAAAGGAGUUGCAUUUACUCUUGGUCCCAGACAUUAUUAUUAAACAGCGUUGCGACAUCAAGUGAGAAGUUAAGUCAAGUCAAGUCACAUUUAUUUAUAUAGCGCUUUUCACAAUACAGAUUGUAUCAAAGCAGCUUC
Messenger RNA from Pimephales promelas (fathead minnow), 1850 nucleotides. NCBI's taxonomy places the organism in Eukaryota, Metazoa, Chordata, Actinopteri, Cypriniformes, Leuciscidae. The record is from RefSeq and is a predicted model, not a curated record.